Desarmillaria tabescens is the source of this 480-nucleotide messenger RNA. RefSeq lists its product as uncharacterized. The transcript has 2 exons. Lineage: Eukaryota; Fungi; Basidiomycota; Agaricomycetes; Agaricales; Physalacriaceae. The coding region runs from base 53 to 307 and encodes 84 amino acids. The record is from RefSeq and is a predicted model, not a curated record.
GUUGGCGCUGGCGUCGGGCGACUCGAAAUCUUGGAACAAUGUUAGCGAAAACAUGACAGCGAGACCUCUUGCCUGCCGCUCACGGCGUCUUCGCUCGACCGCCACUUUAUCAUUGCACAUAGCCGCUUCGCUCGCUACGCAUUUGCCAUUGACACUCUACAGCCCUUCUCCAUCAAUAGAGCUCUGUUCUAACGCAAGAAAUCGACUGAUCUGUUCGACGGAAUCACCUCUACGAUUACCUGUACGAUGGACGAACGAGAACGAACAAAUUAUUGUCAAUGUAUUCGUUCAACUACGAUGUCAUUGAGUCUACCUGUGCUUUUCUGGCACGUACUUAUAGAGGAACGCACUGAACUCGAUCGUGAUGGGAUAACGAGACGCGCAUCCGCGACUGAUCCCUUUCAACUCAAUCGGAUCGGAUCCGUAACAUGAACGGUUUUUACCUCGUUACUACCAUCAGCUCCCAGUUUAAACAACACG